This is a messenger RNA of Pipistrellus nathusii (Nathusius's pipistrelle), 819 nucleotides long. The record is from the annotation of a GenBank genome assembly. Lineage: Eukaryota; Metazoa; Chordata; Mammalia; Chiroptera; Vespertilionidae.
AUGUCCCCUGGAGGGGUGCCUAGGACAAUACAUGAGGUUAUAAAAACCGUAGUUCAGGGAGGAGCUGGACAGAACAGAGAAGAGAAGAAGAUGGCAGAGAUGUGUAUCCCCAAGGAACCAGAGGAGAGGGAGAUAUUUCAAGGCCAGAGAUCAUCUGAGAGAGCCCCUGGGCUGUUGAGGAGCUCAAGAAGUUUGCCAGAGUGUCUAACCCGGGCCCCUCUGCAUCUGAUACUGGUCCUCUUCUCUUUGGGUCUCUUCAUGCUCAUGCUGGUCACCCUGAUUCAAGUCUCCAGGAUCCAACAAUCUCUGCCAAGAAAGAUGGACGACCAGGAGAACCACAACCCGGUGGCUGUUUUGCAAUCAGACCUGGAAGAGAUCGUCCAUCAGCUGACCAGGAUGAAUGCCACCCUGACUGGCCUGUGCCGUCACUGCCCCUGGAACUGGGACUUCUUCCAGGGAAGCUGCUAUUUCUUCUCCAAGAUUCGGAGCCCCUGGAAAGCUUCUGUCUCUGCCUGCGAGGACCUGAGGGCCCAGCUGGUGGUCAUUAGCAAUGCUGAGGAGCAGAAAUUCCUGAAAUCUUGGGAUAUCAGAAAGAACAAGAACGCCUGGAUUGGUCUCAGUGAUGAGCACAGUGAAGGGUCCUGGAAAUGGGUGGACAACACCUCCUUACAUAUCAGCUUCUGGAAAGAAGGAGAACCUAACAAUAUUGGAGAUGAGGACUGUGUGGAACUGUCCGGUGAUGGCUGGAAUGAUAGCUUAUGUAAUGAAGAACAAUUCUGGAUCUGCGAGAAGCCCUCAGCUCUGUGCCCAGGCCUCUGA